Molecule: messenger RNA, 414 nt
Organism: Malassezia vespertilionis
Lineage: Eukaryota; Fungi; Basidiomycota; Malasseziomycetes; Malasseziales; Malasseziaceae
Gene: COF1
Product: cofilin
Exons: 3
Coding region: 1-414 (137 amino acids)
Biological process (GO): actin filament depolymerization; cell motility; actin filament severing
Cellular component (GO): actin cytoskeleton; cytoplasm; actin cortical patch
Molecular function (GO): actin filament binding
Source: RefSeq, a predicted model, not a curated record
AUGUCUUCCGGUGUGAAAGUAAACCAAGCUUGCAUUGAGGACUUUCAGAAGCUCAAGAUUGGCAGGAAAAGCAAGUACAUCAUCUACGAGCUUUCUUCUGACAAUACCGAGAUCGUAGUGGCCAAGACCAAUGAUUCGACGGACUACGAUGAUUUUCUAGCUGACUUGCCAGCCGGCGAAUGUCGUUACGCUAUUUACGACUUUGAGUACGAGAAGCCCGGCGAAGGCAAGCGAAACAAGAUUUGUUUCUACAGUUGGUCUCCUGACGAUGCAAAGGUAAAGCAAAAGAUGCUUUACGCCUCGUCGAAAGACGCGCUGCGCAAAGCUCUCGUGGGUAUUGCCGCGGAGAUCCAGGGCACGGACUUUAGCGAAGUUGCCCACGACGUCAUCCUCGAGAAGGUCACGCGCGUCUAA